AUGUCACUUUCAUCGGAACUAGCUGUAGGGAUCGAAGACAACGAUUUAUCUUUUGGUGAUAACAUGCUGAAAAAUAUCAGGUCUGAUCUGAAAGUCAUCACCGAUGAGAAUAUUUCCGUGACCCAAAGAAUGAUUAGCGCCUGUUCGGGGAGUCUUAUAACCUCGUUGGUUGUAACGCCGUUUGAUGUAAUACGGAUUAGAAUCCAGCAACAAGAAAUCCUACCGCAGAAUGAACCUUGUUGUCAUGUUCAUUACCCUGAACAUUUUGUAAAGCAGUUACCGAAACAUGAGGCGGCAGCUUUGGCCACUUCACCAGAGUUAUUUUGGAUCCACAACAAGUAUUGUCGUCCUGGGACUGAACAGUGCACUCGUAUAACGUCAACUUUUCAAGGGUUCUCGACAAUAGCAAAGCAUGAAGGUGUUGCCACUCUAUGGCGUGGAUUGUCGUUGACUUUGCUAAUGGCGAUUCCAUCGAAUAUAAUUUAUUUUACUGGGUACGAGUACAUUCGAGAUCACUCACCAUUUGGAUACUCGUCAUUCAAUCCAUUACUUUGUGGGGCAUUGGCUCGGAUCAUGUCAGCGACAUUUGUUGCUCCGGCGGAAUUGAUCAAGACGCAAUUGCAGUCAAUCCCCAGUGAUUCGAGAAACUCAUCCCACGUAUUGAGUCAUCUUUUGAAAGACUCAAUGGCAUUGGUUGAAAAAAAUGGUGUGUUUACCUUAUUCAAAGGAUUGCAGAUCACACUCUGGAGAGAUGUACCCUUUUCAGGUAUUUACUGGUCUUCUUAUGAAGUGUGCAAGAAAAAUAUUGCUCGUGCAUUGAAGACGGAUUUCAACAACUCUACUGGUGGUGGUGCUGAUGAUUGGAAAGUGUUUACAACAUCUUUUUUGUCAGGAUCUAUAUCCGGUGCCAUUGCUGCUUUUUUCACCAACCCUUUUGACGUUGGUAAAACAAGGCUACAAAUAACUAUGGAUGACGGGGAUACGAAGCGUAAGCCCAAGACGAACAUGUUUAAAUUCUUGGCAAACAUUUAUAGAAAUGAGGGAGUUAGUGCAUUGUACUCGGGUUUUGGUCCAAGAGUAAUGAAAAUUGCACCGGCAUGUGCCAUUAUGAUUUCAUCAUAUGAGGUGGGUAAAAAAUUCUUUAAAAACGGGAACGUAGCUAAUGAAUAG
Molecule: messenger RNA, 1170 nt
Organism: Lodderomyces parapsilosis
Lineage: Eukaryota; Fungi; Ascomycota; Pichiomycetes; Serinales; Debaryomycetaceae
Gene: MTM1
Product: Mtm1p
Exons: 1
Coding region: 1-1170 (389 amino acids)
Biological process (GO): mitochondrial transmembrane transport
Source: RefSeq, a predicted model, not a curated record